CUUGAAUUCAUCCUUAUGUCAAUUGAAAGGAUACAUUACCAUAUUUUUUCACUUCCUCAGGGUGUCAGUUAUGACCAUGUUGAACUAAACUUCUAUAUCAAUGGAAAACCAACCAACACUCCAGUCACAAGUUUUAAGGGUACUGUGUAUCCAGUCCUGUAUGUUGAUGAUGGUGCUAUUAUGGAUGUAAUAUUCGAAAACUUUAGCCACGGACCUCCACCAGGAUAUGAUUCCAUAAUGGUUGAGAAAUCUCUAUUGGAGAAUGAUUAGUGUAGAAAAUUAUGUUAGAUUUUUUUUUUCAAUGUGCUGCUGUCCAUCUGUUCUUUGGAUACGUAUGUUUUAUCCAGUGAUUCUUAUUUAUAACUACCCAUGCUUUUUGAGAAACUUUACUGUAAAAUUAUUGUCUUUUGUGUUUAUUUAUGCUUCUGUUUCUUCUACUCUUUCAUACCAUGGUGAUUUAUAUGGUUAGAUACAACUGUUGAUUAGUUAUUAUUGUUUCUUAUAGUCUUUCUCUUAACUUUUUUUUCUGCGUCUUUGAUUCAUUGUUGAAAGUUCUGUUGUUGUUAUAUUUAGCAGCAAGAAAAUGUAAAAUAUUAUUUCUUAGGAAUGAUUAUCUCAUAAUUUAUUUUUUUCUGUGUUAUGUGUGUUUUGUUUUUUCUCCAUCUAUGAGAUCUGAUUUUUUGGUAGCAUAUUCACAAACUCACCUUAUUUGCAAGUACAUUGUUAAGGGAUGCCUUACUUUUGCUUAAUGAGAUCAGUAUCCAAAAUGGAAACAGGCAGACAGAUAAAUGCACAGCUUUAAAGUGAGUAUGGAUAUCAAAUGCGCUUCCCACUCUACACAAAGAUAUGCUUUUUACUAACAGAAAUCUCCACUGACACCUUACAUAGAUGCACCUCUUUGUGCACCAUAACUCUGUUGUUUAAGAAAAAAAGGAUGUUAAUGUCUUCACAAUACAUUGCACUGUACUUUUCAACUUUGAUUUUGAGAUGCAAGAAGCUAGUCUAUUUGAAGAUUUUCAUGUUACAGUCUUUGAUUGGUUUAAAGGAUACAGUGUAAGCAAUCUUAGCAUGAUGGUCCUUUUGUUGUGACUGCAAUGUUAAUUUUUAGACUUGUUCAGGGUUAGUGUCCAUUAUAAUCUGUUCUAUCAAAGUAUUUUUAUAUAUUAAGUAUAUUAAGAAUUAUUUUGUGGCUGUUUAAUUAAUCUUUGUGCUACUAUUUAUCUGUCAUAAAAGUGUAUUUAUUUCAGCUUCCUCUUCCAAAAUGUGUGGUUGAUUCCAUAAAGAAGAAUAAGUUAUUUGAUGUAAUGACAGGGUCUUUGAUUUAUGUUACAAUCGCAAGAAUGACAAUGAUGUGUUUUCUAGAAUUAAGAAAUUUGAGGGCAUUCCUUAAUGCUGUGAAAAUGUUCAAGAUAUGUUGUUCUCUUAGUAUAAUUAGAUUUUCCUGUUGUGCUUGCUCGUUUUUUUUCAGUUUAUUUAUAUUAUCUUAUUAUUUUUUCUUAGAAUUUAUUAGUGAUUCAACAAAAUUCAUAACAUUCCCCUAUUAUGCAAUCAAAAGAAGGUAGAGAAAGCACAAUUCAUCAUCAGUUUUCAGAGAGAAUGUAACAUUAAAUGAUUUUCUUAUAAAAUGUUAAUGGUGUGAUUGUGAUUAAUUUAAUGGUAACCUAAAAAUGAAAUCACUAUAGCACUAAUUACUGGAAAUACUGUUUUUACAACCAUGGAAGCCUUGAUACUCAGAAGAUAAAUAUCAGGGAAUUUGUUAUUCAAGAUUGUAAAUUUUGUUUUUGUUUUACUUCUUUUUGGAACUAUUAAAGUCUUGUGUAUUUGGAGUAUAAGAGUGAGGUAUAUAUUAGAAUAAAAGUGAGUUCAUCUUGUCAGAAGAUGUAUAAAUUUGUGAAACUUCCCAUUGUUUUGUUUUCUUCCUUUGAUGCGAUGGUUCUUCCACCUCUGCAAUUUUUCUUUGGUUCUUUUUCUUCUUGUCUUUCUCUGUUGUUCUCUCUUCCUUUUCUCCUUCUCUGUCUCCUCAUCAUCAUCACCAUCACUAUCUUCUCUUACUCCUUCCCCUCUUUUGUUUUUGCUUGUUUUAACACUUCCAGAAAUUGGAUGCUAAAUCAUGGCCACUCCCAAGUUUAUAGUCUCACUUUUAACAGUUCUGAAUGGCAGAAAUUCCCCCAAAUAAUCUUUUCAGAAAGUGAGGGAAUUCAAAAGAAAUAUUUCGACUUGAAAUAUACAAUAUACUCUUCAUUUUGUCGUAUAGUCUUGGUUAAAAAAUGUGUAGGGUAUAUUUCGAAUUCUGUUUCAAACAUCCUCUUUAUAUCACACUUUUUGUAUAGGGUAAGACAGAUUCGAAGCUUCAGUUCAUUACAGGACUUUUGUCCACCACUGUACAAGCCUCAGUUCACAUCAUCAUCUGAGUAAAAGCACUUUUAACCCCAAAAUAACUUUGUGUUUAGAAUUUUGCAUCUCCCACUUGUCUGUUGUUAUCCAAAGUUUAGUUCAUUUACCUGUGAUAAUGAAUGCUCUCUGGCUUUCUCCAUGUGAACAGUAACGAUAACUUUGGUCUCCUGUGGAUGUGGACGUGCCACCAUCAUGUAAAAGGGAUUCCAUGGGUAGUAUACCUUUAAAGGCAAAGUGUGGGCUAGAGAAGUAGAUUUUUAUGUGAAAUAGGUGUUGGAGUGUUGUAGUAUUUUUCUUCAAUUAGUGUGCUUAAAUGAUUGUUACUUACAAAAAUAUAGAGUUCAUUUUAUGAUUAACAGAAAAUGUGUUAAUCUUUAAAGCAAGUAAAGAAUUUCACAAAGGUUUUCACAAAGGCAGUGUUGAGUAUUACAUGAUUUUAGAUAUGCUGUGGAAAGGAUAGUUCUAGGUGUUACUAAUACUGUAAAAUAAUCUGUAUGUUGUUAAUAUUGAUGCAAGUUUCAUGAAGUUUAAAAGAAAUAUAUUUAUUUAAUUAAUUGAAGAUUCUUAGGGUCUUAUUCUAACAUUCCUACUCUCAAUUCUUUUUGGGAUUUGUAAAAAAAAAAGUUCCCCUUAACUAGGCAACAUAGAAAACUUUUUUCUUUAUCAUUGUUUUAGUAUUUAAUGUGAAUAUCAAAGAAAUAUAUUCCCAUGUGAUUGAUAACUACUAAAUAAACCAAUAGAUUUUGUAUAAAUUACUUUUCAUUUAUUUUAUAUUACAGAACAAAUAGAUAUACUGUGUAUACCAUAAUGUCUUUAGGGAUGAGUUGUUAACCGAGCCUAACUGAAAAAAAACUUUUUCCACACAACAUAACAUGAAAAUUGUAUUAAAAUGUACCUUUAGAAGCAUAUACUGCAUGGUAUCCUCAUUUGCAUUUAUUAUCAUUGUGAUCACUAUUAUUAUUAUGAUUAUUAUUAUUCCAUGGGUCAUCAAAGAUGAUUAAUUUCUGUAUAUAUUGAUUAGAGAAGAGUCUCCAAAGGGUAUGUAUACUGAUUAGGCAGUACAUGUGGAAGUUUUAGUUGGAUUUGCUUGAUUGUGUCUAUCUGUAGAAUCAGGAAAUUAAAGGACAAAAUAGUUGAUUCAUGCCAUUAUGCAAGAUAAAAUGCAUAAUUUAUCCAUGGUGAGUAAAAUUUAUAUGAACCUUCUUCACUGCAUCACCAAAGAUUGAAAAAUAUGAUAAAAAUAUAUGUUUACUGGACUGUUAUAUUACAAGUGUCUAUGGCAGAGUGAUCCUAUUCUCUGAGACUGAGAUAGAUCUCUUUUAUAUAUUUUGUAAAUGUAGUUGAUUUUCAUAGCUGUGAAUGUAGAUUACCAGGUAGGAUACAGUGAAUUAAACCUUAUACCAUAUUAAUCAAUUCAAAUGCAUUAUUUAUUUCUCCUGAUGAGUAUGUAAUAGGAAUUGUAGCUUUAGGUAUGUGCAUGUACUAUUCGAAAGCAGUUGCAUGUGAUAACAGCGUACUAAACCGAUGUGAAUUACCAGAUAAAAUUAGAACUACAAUAUACAUUUGUCACUGUGUUCAAUAUAAAUGGUUCAAGCAACAUAUAUAACAGCUUUCAUCACAAAGCUAAUAUGUAAGAAAAAAAAUCAAAUAGCCAUUAUCAUACUGUCCACACACUGACUAUUAAAUUUGUAUUAAUUAAUCCAAGAACAAUAAAUUUAUAUUACUA
Molecule: messenger RNA, 4120 nt
Organism: Penaeus vannamei (Pacific white shrimp)
Lineage: Eukaryota; Metazoa; Arthropoda; Malacostraca; Decapoda; Penaeidae
Source: RefSeq, a predicted model, not a curated record